Messenger RNA from Ostertagia ostertagi, 402 nucleotides. The record is from the annotation of a GenBank genome assembly. NCBI's taxonomy places the organism in Eukaryota, Metazoa, Nematoda, Chromadorea, Rhabditida, Trichostrongylidae.
AUGUCCAAAAUGGUACUCAUCGAUCCAGAUUGGCAGCAUAAGGACAAAGAACUCCCUUCAAGAUUUGUAGUGAAGAUUCUCAGCCAGCUUGCCAUGCAGAAAGCCUCCGCUGAAAUGUGUGAGAUGAAUAAAAUGGACAACACCUUCAGCGAUCCAAAAAUGAUGGAGGAAAUGGCAGAACUGCAAAAAAUUUGUCACAAUGCCGAAGUAAGAACCUACAAUCAUUUCAUGAAGCUCCCUGAGGGAAAGGUACACAUUCCGAAGAUCUACUACAUGAGACUGUUCACAGAAUGGAAUCCCGUCAAAGGAUACAUAAUCAUGGAAUACCUGGAGAAUUUGAGAAGCAGUACAUGUGUACGAAAACGUAGCGCCGAAGGAUUUGAAGGAGAUUCUACGACAUAA